AUGGAGAUAAAAUCCAAUCACCCAUGUAGAGGUAAUGAAUCCAAGGUUGAGAAGAGUAGGGCUGAAGAGACUAAUAAGCCAAAGAGGCCUACAAUUGCUUUCUUCAUUUUUAUGGAAGAGUUCAGGAAACAGUACAAAGAAAAACAUCCAAACAACAAAUUUGUUGCUGCUGUGGGUAAAGCUGCCGGAGAGAAGUGGAAAUCCUUUUCAGAUGCAGAGAAAUCUCCUUAUCAAGCAAAGGUAGAGGAAAUGAUGGCUGAAUACCAAAACAAGAUGCAGGCUUAUAACAUUAACAAAAAACAACAGGCUGCUGAUGUUUCUGCAUUACCAAGAGCAUUAAGAUUAAUAGCAGAUUGA
This is a messenger RNA of Nicotiana tabacum (common tobacco), 357 nucleotides long. NCBI's taxonomy places the organism in Eukaryota, Viridiplantae, Streptophyta, Magnoliopsida, Solanales, Solanaceae. The record is from RefSeq and is a predicted model, not a curated record.